Austrofundulus limnaeus is the source of this 4599-nucleotide messenger RNA. It is a transcript of the gene arhgap30, whose product is annotated as rho GTPase-activating protein 30. Lineage: Eukaryota; Metazoa; Chordata; Actinopteri; Cyprinodontiformes; Rivulidae. Gene Ontology annotation, biological process: small GTPase-mediated signal transduction. The record is from RefSeq and is a predicted model, not a curated record. Gene Ontology annotation, molecular function: GTPase activator activity.
AAUUGAGUGCAUCAGGGGGAAGUGGAAAGCCACAUAUGCAGACUAAGGAUCGAGUGCAGUCUGUUUGAUUUAGUAAAACAUCGUUGUGUCCGCUUUUGCAGGUAGGCAAACCCAGACCUCGAAGGCUUCAGCUUUACGAUGCGACGCCGCUCACAGAGGAAGCAGCAGAAGCGUCACGGCGAAGCCUCUGAAAUGUGCAGCAGCUCCACGAAGUCCUCGUCACAGUAACGAGAGCCGGUCGACACGUUCGAGCAGGAAAAAAAAGAAGAAGAAGAAAGAAAGCCUGCUGGCCACAAACUGAAUGUGAAGUGGAAACUGCAGGCAGGAAGAGAUGAGGAGGGUGCGAAGAAAAGGGGCCAACAAGGAGAAGGUGUUUGGAUGUGAUCUGCUGGAGCACCUGACCACCUCCUCUCAGGAGAUUCCGCUGGUGCUGCGGUGCUGCAGCGAGUUCGUUGAACAUCACGGGAUCGUGGACGGGAUCUACAGGCUGUCCGGAGUCUCGUCCAACAUCCAGAAACUGAGGAGUGAGUUUGAGAGCGAGGGGAGCCCGGAUCUGAACAAAGAUGUGUACCUGCAGGACAUCCACUGCGUCAGCUCCUUGUGUAAAGCUUACUUCAGAGAGCUGCCCAACCCRCUGCUCACGUACCAGCUGUACGACAAGUUCGCUGAGGCGGUUGCCAUCCAGCUGGAGGAGGAGAGGCUGGUAAAGAUCAGAGAUGUUCUUAAAGAGCUUCCUGCUCCACAUUACAGUCUGAGAGGAGGAAGUCCCUCCCCUCCCCGUCAGCAAUGUCCAAUCAGGAGUUAGUGUUUUUCAAGUCCUCCCAGCCCAACUUCGGGAACAUCAGCCCAGGGGACGGCCCCCUCCCCAUAAGACCCUACCACGCUAUCAUCGAAGGCACAGACAAGAGGAAAGGAUCCCUCAAAGGCAGGAAGUGGAUGUCCAUUUUCAACAUCAAAGAACGUUUCCCCGACAAACGAUGGAAGCAGAAACAGACAACCAAAGAAAAGGACAAGAACUCUUUGAGACCUGCAAGAAGCAUGGACUCCCUCAGCACUCCGUCCUAUCCAAACGAAGGUCCCAGACGUUCCGGCCAGCGUCCCCCGUCCACGACCACGUCUCCCCUCGUCACCGCCUCYGCCCAGUCUGGCUCCGAAGCUGCAGUGUCGUCCGGUGGGGUGGGCGGCAGCGAGUACGCCGUCACCUACCGCAGAGGAACGGGUUUGGUGAGCGGCGGCGCGGGGACCCAGGGGACCUACACGGCGCUCGACCCCGAAGGUUUAGGGAUACCAGGAAGUGACGGCGUUCAGUCYAGAUCCCCGGGACUGUCCAGCAAAGCCGGUCGGAGAGCGGCCAUGCACAUCACGGGCCCCACGCUAGUCACCGUGCCGCUGCACAUCACCUCUAACCUGGCGCUGGGGGUGCUGCAGGGCGGGGGCAGCGACAGGAUUGUCCACCGGGGAAGAGACAAGGACGGAGGGGACAAGGUGGAAAGGAAGGAGCGGGUGGAGAAGAGGGAGAGGAAGGAGCGCAGAGCGAUGGAGUGGAACGUCGAAGAGCCCAAAAAGACGGAGGAAAAGGAGAAAAGUCCGAAAGAAAAAGAGGAAGAAGAGACUAAAGAGGGAGUCGAUGAGAAAAAAGUUGAAGCAGGAGAAGAGGAGGAAAACAAAGAGCAGGCGAUGGUGCUGGGAGACCAAGAUGUGCCUCAGCAGCAAGAACCUGACAGCUUCAGCUCCAACAGGGAGGAAGAUGAUGCUGAAGAUGCUGCUGAUGAUGACCAAAAUGCAGAUAAUGACAGUGAAUACAUGGAAAUGUUCAGCAAUAAUUCUGAUCCGGCCUGUGAACGUUUCACAGUGAUGGCGGGAACAGAGUCGACAGAUCAGCAGCCAACAGAAGGGUCACAUCCUGGAGCCGACAUCGCGGUCCGUCCCGCCGACUUACUGAACUCGACUGAGGUGGAGGACGACCACAAGCUGUCCGGCUACAUCGAGGACAACUUUGACUUCCUGGACCGGAUGGACUGCAGCGUUAUGGACCACAUGGACUGCAGCGUGUCCUAUCAGGUGAACGAGUUCUCCGUCGAGCCUCCCGGUCACUCGGACGACGAGUACGAAAUCAUGAAUCAGUCGCACUCGCCCCAAAYGCUCGCUUUGCUGAGUCCGCACGAGCCCACCCUGAGUCCCACGGAGUCCAGUCCACGCAGACCCCUCAGCCUCGACCUGAACAGUCGACACACUAAAUCCCUCAGCUUGCCCUACAUGACCUCCCCCAUAGAGGGUCCGGACCAGUCCAGCUCCGAGGAGGAACCCUCGGAGGUGGGGAGCGAUGAAAACGGUUACAGCAGCAGUGACGAUGAGACCAUGUUCUUUAGGAGCCUCCCGACAGAUUUCUUCUUGAGCACUUUGUCCGGCUGUAAGGAGGACGAGGGAAACCUCGGUCUCUGUUCCAGUCCUGGCCCAGAGCCUGGGCAGGACUUACCGAGUCCUGAAAUAAAGCCCUCCAAGUCGCCGGACCUCGAAGCUUCUGAUUGUGAAGAAACAGAAGCUGCAGAUGUGGAAGGAGGAGGAGGAGGAUGUGAUGAAGAUGGACUGGAAGAAGAGCAGAUGGCAAAGAAAGACGACGACGAGGUUCAUCCUGAAGGAGAUCAAAUGGAAAACAACACACAAAGUUGUGCAACGACCACUGAUGCACAAAGUGACGAACCUCCGACCUCAGAGGCGUCGCCAAGCUGCUGUGUGGCGGUCCUGCAGCGGAGCGACGAGGACAUCGACCGCUCAAACACUGAAACUGAGGCCGAGGACGUGGAGGAAUCUGCUGAAUCUGCUUCCAGCGGUUCUCCUUAUUCUCCACGUGCCUCGCGGAAAGAAACUGAGCUAAUAGACACUUUAUCACCAGCCCAACAUCCAGGAGGCUGUUUCAGCGAAGAYGAAACAGAAAUUGGUGAUGUCGGUGAGCCGCCURCUUUAGAGGAACCCCGACAGGGAAGCGAAGAAGAAGCAGCUGACCAAAACCACCACCAGGACGUCRGGACCUCCGGGACAAACGGUGACAUUUGGAGUGAGCUUGAGGAUGUUGUUUGUGAAGUGAUAGAGGAUGAGGAACAGAGGGAUGAUGAUGAUGAUGAUAAUGACGAUGAUGAUGAUGCAGAGGCAGGUGUAACUCAAGAUGGAGAAGAGAAAACAGCAGAUGCUACAGGAGAGCAAACAGAGUUGGAUAAAGCAGUGACAAACGAGACAGAAUUUAGAGAAGAAAGGGAGGAAUCAGAAGAAAAACCAAACCAGGAGAAAGAAUCUGAGCAUAAAAACGAAGAAGAGGAGGAUGACACACAGAGAGAUGAAAGCAGAACACAACCGCAGGUGAAUAAACAGCCACCGGUGAUCACAGCUGAUGGACAGGAAGCAAAGGAGAACGAUGAUAAGUGUGAAAAYAACAGCUCAGGAGGCGUCGGCAGGAAGCUGGUCGUGUCCAAACAACCCAAGAUUUACCAAGUCAAAGCCGUGCCCAUCGUGCCUCCGAAGCCCCAGCACUGCAGAAUCACCGCCCUGAACCUCCGCCAGCAGCAGCAGCAAAGAGAGAGGAGGGACAACUCUCUGAGGGUCCCCGCGGAGCAGGACCAGCGACACGGGGAACCGGCCCAGGACGGGGACGGCGAGGGCGCGGAGAGGAAGGAGAGGCCGGCCCUCCUCAGGGAGAGGAGGAGAGACGGAGCCGACGGCGCCACGAGGGACGCCAACAGGAACAGCCCCCUCAGCAUGUGCUUCGACGAGGCGGUCGCAAUAGCAACUUUGAGGAGAGAGAAAGAGCGAGGGCGAGAGGGCGAGGCGGAGGGAGACGGGUCAGGAAAGUAAAGUUCGGAGUUAAAGACUCCGUCCAGGUGAUCCGCGUUUUAGAAUUAUAACGCAUUAUGUUGUUACAGUCAAACUGUUUCACCAAGACCUUUCCUGCUGUUUUAUCUACGGCAGAAUAAAUAGUUUUACAUUUUAUGGCCUUUCCACAUUGCUCCAUGUUUUGAUAUUAAAGUUUAAAAAAUUUAAAAAAAAAAUCACAAAGCUGAGUUUAUUCUCUCUCAUCRAUGGUUUUGACUCAACGCAGUAUGGUGAAAAGAUUUUUUUAAAAGUCUGUAAAAAGUGAUGAUUUAAACAAAUUCUGCUGUUCAAGAUUUCACCAUGUUUCACAAAAGGCUGCAUUUUCAUAAUAAAAUUGAGGAUUUUUAUUUUAGUAUAAAUUAGUUCAGUUGCAUGGUGUUGAGUUUGCUGAACUGAACCGCUUCAAUUAUUGUUCCUGCGAAAGCAUGAAGCAAAGAAAAAUGUAAAACUCGAAUGUUUCAUGAAAUGAGGAUUUUUUUUUUUACAGCUUUUUAUUAAAAGAACAACUCACUUGAAUAAUUUCUCAUUCCUUCCGUAUUUGUUGUGUGUUGUUCCCACUUUUUGGAUCAGAAAAUCUAAAGUUUAUUCUCAAAUCUGGAUCCUGACAUUAAAUGUUUGCACUUGUCUAAUGACAGAAUUUUAUUAUUAUUUUUUGUAUACAGAGUAUGUGUACAUAAACAAUAGGAAUGAUAAGAAUGUGGUUCGUGAAUAAAUUGAAUUUUGGAUGAAAAAUAA